Lolium perenne is the source of this 516-nucleotide messenger RNA. Its product is annotated as putative ubiquitin-like-specific protease 1B. Gene Ontology annotation, biological process: protein desumoylation; proteolysis. The record is from RefSeq and is a predicted model, not a curated record. Lineage: Eukaryota; Viridiplantae; Streptophyta; Magnoliopsida; Poales; Poaceae. Gene Ontology annotation, molecular function: deSUMOylase activity. Gene Ontology annotation, cellular component: nucleus.
AUGAAAGAUCAAGCCAUAAAAGCUUUUGAAGGAGCUGGAAAAGCAAGGAAACUACACUUGACAGAUUCGUUGCACUUUCCAUCCCUGUACAACUACCACUGGUUCCUAUUCACUUUUGACAUAAGGGACAAAAAGUUCAUCUUUAUGGACUCCCUUUUUGACAAGAAUUCAGAUUUACACCAAGAAGUUGAUAAUCGAAUGAUUAUGAACUUUGGAAGAACUUGGAGUGAAUGCCGCUUGAAAGACAUUAACUUCCAAGAAUUUGAAGUCAUCUACCCACCUGUACCAAAGCAAAGAAAUGGGAAAGACUGCGGAAUACACUUGAUGAAAAGUAUCGAACUAUUUAAGCCAAGAACUAGUUCGAUGGGAAAAUUUUCACACAAAGAUAUUCCAGAUUUUAGAAUUCAGAUGGCUAAUGAGAUGAUGUUCUGCGAACACAACGAGAUGCAUGAAAUCCAGGAAGCUGUGAUGACAUUUAAACCUCAUGUUCAUGGCACAUAUGCAAGGAUGGGGUGA